CUCACAGCUUUCAUUUCUUGGGCUAUGCUGAUUAACUCCAUCUACAACUAAGAAACGAAUCAGGGAAUGGGAGUUAGAAACUGCUAUCCCUGGUGUGACAUGGUUUCCAGGCAGAAUGCUGGAAAGGUCAGAGUGCCUCCCCUUUACCAAGUAGUACACUGGACUGGAGAAUGGUAGAGACUGUUAACACAGCAGUGAAAAAGAUGACACUUGCCUUUUAGAGGCUAUUAAAUGACCAAUGAUGGAGUAAGUGAUAAGGGUCCAGCUAGUCUAGGAGGCAGCUGUUUUUCCUCUUUAUUAACACAGGGAAACCAACAUACAGUUAGAGACUUGCCCACAUUCAAACUUCGUACUACUUUUUCAAACCAGUGGCUCCUCCCAGACGGCCAAGGUUUCCCCACCCGUUCUCCUGACCUGCCCAGGCCUGUGGUUGCUGUCUAGGGAGCUAAGGCUCUCCCCAAACAUAAACUUGGAAGAUCUCACAGAUUUAACAGCCCUGGCCUUUCUUCUCUGCCUUGCUUUCUCUUUCAUCCCCUUCUGCCUUUCCCCUGCUCUUGCUCCCUUCUGCAGGUCUUGGCUGAUUUCAGGAAACUGGUCCCAUCCAUGGACUCCCACUCUGGGGAGCCAGAGCUCCUUCCCUGUGGGACCUGUGACAUGGUUUUCCACUCCUCAGCUCUGUUAGCCACUCACACACAGCGCUUCUGCAUUGGCCACCCGACCCAAGAGACAACAUUUGGAGCACAGGCCUCAGUUGACACUGAACUCCAGCAGGCUGCGGUUGUGCCACAAGAACUCCAGGGCCUCCCAGACCAGCAGACCAGUAAAUCUGCUCUAAAGAGUUUAGCAGAGGAGGUGCAGUGGCUGCGGCUGUCCGUGCAGGAAAUGUGGCCCUGGAUGACAGAGGUCCCCAGGGCGUCUGCGCGGCCCUGGACGCGUUCCGAGGCGCAGCCUCAGAGCCCCUUGUCGGAGGCGAUGGGAAGCCCCAGCGAGCGGCUGCGGGCGCUGCUCAGAACUCGCGCAAGGCGCGUGGUGGAGACAGAAGCUCAGAGCCGGGCCCUGCAGCGACGCGGCGAGGAACUGAGCCAGCGCCUCCAAGGUGUGGCCCGCGUAUCUGUCCUGGAGCGGGAGAUUCGGGAACUCCAAGCUGAGGCCGGGCGGACGCAGGGAGUUCUAGAGGUGUUGGGAGCCCGCGUUCAAGAGCUGCAGACGGAGACAGGGACCACACAGAACUCGAGGCGAGAGACAGAACUCUAUUGUCCAGUGUUAAAGGCCAAUCCGGGAACUCUGGCUGCCGAAAUCUGGGCCCUGCGGGAGGCCUACAUUCAAGGUGGAGGCCGGGACCCCGGCUUGCUGGGCCAGAUGUGGCAGUUGCAGGUGGAGGCAUCAGCACUGGAGUUGCAGCGGUCGCAGACCUGCGGAGGAAGGGCAAGCGCCUCCUCAGGGGAGCUUCCAGUAGUGGAGGCUGAAAACCGGCACCUGGAGGCAGAAAUCUUGGCCUUGCAAAUGCAGAGGGGUCAGGCACCCUUGGGGCCCCAGGAUCUGCGACUCUUGGGAGGUCCCAGCCAUCGACUGAAGGGCAGGAGAAAUCCCCCACUCCUCCCACCACCGCCGGUGGCACCUCUGCUGCCACCACUUCCAGGCUUCAGGGAGGUCUGGUUCUUGAGUGGCUUGGGAAAGGCUGUGAGAACACAGGGUGGAGUCGGGGAACAGGUUGGGGGCAGCUCUGCUCUGAGCAGUUGGGGGAACAUGGGCAGUUACAAGGCUUUCUGGAGGAGUCAACUCUCUUCCCCACAGCCACAGCUUCCUGGAACAAUGACCAGAAACUUGGGCCUGGACCCAUGCUUUCUCCUGCCCACAUCGGACGUCCUGGGCCCUACACCCUACGAUCCUGGGGCUGGGUUGGUCAUUUUCUAUGAUUUUCUGCGGGGCCUUGAAGCUUCCUGGAUUUGGGUGCAGCUAAGGACUGGCUUGGCACGCGAUGGAAAGGAUACAGAAGGGACCACAGCAUUGCCCCCAGCCCUUUGCCUGCCCCCACCUCCCACUCCCGGGCCCACGGGCAACUGUGCCAUCCUUGCUAGCAGGCAACCUGUGCCCAGACUGCCACCCUCACCAUCAGUAUCAUUGGUCUGUGAGCUGCAGGUCUGGCAGGGGCUGGCAUGGACUAGGGCACCACGGCCAAAGGCUUGGGUCUCACUUGGGCUAUUUGACCAAGAUCAGCGGGUGCUAAGUGGCCGGUGGCGCCUCCCACUUCGGGCCCUUCCUCUAGACCCUAGCCUUAGCCUUGGGCAGCUGAAUGGGAUUCCUCAGGCAGGUCAGGCUGAGCUCUUUCUGCGGCUGGUAAAUGCAAGAGAUGCAGCUGUCCAGGAACUGGCAGAGAUCAAUCCAGCAAGUGUCUAUGAGUACCAGUACCCACCUCCGGCGUCCAGCACAUCUUCACUGGAAGCCAACUUCUUUACUCCCACAGUUGGAUUUGCUGAUCCCCCACCUCCUACAGAAGAGCCCCUCAGUGGCAUCAAGAGAGAUGAGGGUUUGGGCCCUCAACAGUUCUGA
This is a messenger RNA of Cebus imitator (Panamanian white-faced capuchin), 2550 nucleotides long. It is a transcript of the gene CCDC17, whose product is annotated as coiled-coil domain containing 17. The record is from RefSeq and is a predicted model, not a curated record. NCBI's taxonomy places the organism in Eukaryota, Metazoa, Chordata, Mammalia, Primates, Cebidae.